CCUGCCAUUUUAACCCAAUAUAGGACUCCAUUCUGUUGUGGGAACAACGCAAUAAAUAAGGACACGAGACCAGUUUCACAUUUAAACAUUAGCUGUUGUAUCAAAGGUAAUUUGUAGGAGCCAUGGCCCGUACCAAGCAGACAGCCCGUAAAUCUACUGGAGGCAAAGCCCCACGUAAGCAGCUGGCCACCAAAGCUGCCCGCAAGAGUGCCCCUUCUACUGGUGGGGUCAAGAAGCCCCAUCGUUACAGACCUGGUACUGUGGCCCUGCGUGAGAUCCGUCGUUACCAGAAGUCCACUGAGCUGCUGAUCCGCAAGCUGCCCUUCCAGCGCCUGGUGAGAGAAAUUGCUCAGGACUUCAAGACUGACCUGCGUUUCCAGAGUGCAGCAAUUGGAGCCCUGCAGGAGGCCAGCGAGGCUUACCUGGUUGGUCUGUUUGAGGAUACCAACUUGUGCGCCAUACACGCCAAGCGUGUCACCAUCAUGCCCAAAGACAUCCAGCUGGCCCGUCGUAUCCGUGGGGAGCGUGCUUAGACGCCUCCAUAUUUUUACCUCCGUCUGUCUUUUCCUCCCUUCCACUUAUCCUUAUAAGACGCUUGAUUUGAGUAAUGACGUGACAAGUAAAGUGUGUGUGUGUAGUUUUGUUCUCAUAGCAGCAGACUUUUAGGGUACUUUGUAUCUGUUUUGAAGCUGAUCUGAGUCACACCUUUUAAUGUGUAUGCAACUCCGGACAGCAAAGGGUGCAUGCAUGAAGCAUCUUGGGCAAGCAUUUCUCCCUCCUACUAUUGAUACUAUUACAUUAUAACAGGGUUGGUUUUCUAAUUGAUAUACAUGGUGUUUUUACAUGUACCCUUUAUUAUAAUUUUUUUUUUUACAACUAGUGUUUCUACUGUUUACAUGAUACAUUUACAAAUGGGUAAUUCUGUUCUGAAAUUGAUCAAUAAAAAUAUGACUGCAUGAUUCAAAGUAUUGCAUAGGCCUAUAUGUAGCAAAAUGUUUAUGUAUUUCUCCCAUGUUUUUAUCCAGAUCAUAUUUUAGUUCCUUUCUCAGGUUGUGAUACCCUUUUCAUACUGAUUUAGUUUAUAUUUUUAUUUUUUAAGCAGACAUUUUGUAAUAUCCCGAAUUCUCAUACAAUGGUGAUAAACUACUGUUCCACAA
Salvelinus fontinalis (brook trout) is the source of this 1157-nucleotide messenger RNA. RefSeq names its product histone H3.3A. The record is from RefSeq and is a predicted model, not a curated record. Gene Ontology annotation, cellular component: nucleosome. Gene Ontology annotation, molecular function: protein heterodimerization activity; DNA binding; structural constituent of chromatin. NCBI's taxonomy places the organism in Eukaryota, Metazoa, Chordata, Actinopteri, Salmoniformes, Salmonidae. The transcript is spliced from 4 exons. The coding region runs from base 123 to 533 and encodes 136 amino acids.